Messenger RNA from Rosa rugosa (rugosa rose), 1419 nucleotides. RefSeq lists its product as uncharacterized. The transcript is spliced from 6 exons. The coding region runs from base 249 to 1235 and encodes 328 amino acids. Lineage: Eukaryota; Viridiplantae; Streptophyta; Magnoliopsida; Rosales; Rosaceae. The record is from RefSeq and is a predicted model, not a curated record.
CACAUUGAUAUUGCACUGAUUGGCUGGGGGGCAUAGGAAUACGAACAACACCAAAGGAGGCUCUUCAUCUUCUUUCUCCUAUCAUAUAUUCUGCCAAAAUCCAAUCUUUUUCUUUUGGUGCCAAUAAAAUCCAAUCUUUUCGAUUUCUCAAAUCUCAUAUUCGACCAAACUAAGAGUCAGGAGUAGCAAGGACCUUUUGGUCGGAGGGUUUUUGUGGGUGUUUGGAUUAGUUUUGUGGUUUAGUAACAAUGGCGGGAAUAGCUAUAGUCUUAGAUCUGCUGAGAAAAAACCCAAGUCUUACAACCCAAAGCCUUCACGCUUCUGGGUUCUUCUCGGCGAAAGCAGCUGCUUCCGCCGCCGCCGCCGCCGGAGCUCCUUACGUUUACAAGUCCUUGUUCAGUAAUUUUAGGGGACCAGUUGCCUAUUGUGAUGCUGGAGCAACAUUGUCUGAAGAUUACAUCUCUAAUUUACGAAGUGCAUCCUUAAAAAUAUUUCAGAAUGAAUCUGUGAAUUACGGUACCAAGGAAUACACAAUCGAGUUAAAGCCACUAUUCUCAGCUUUCGAAUUGAGAGCUCUAACUUUGACGACUCUGAGGUCAUUUUUACUGUACUUUUUACCUCUUCUGGAGCCUCGUGCAAACUUGGAAGAGGACGAUGAUGACUUCCUGCAGGACACUGAAGAAGAACAACGUAUAGAUUAUGUUGUUCCAUUAAAAAAAUCAUUAAAGCAGAUUGCUCGUGAGACUACUGUCACAACCACUAGACGGAUUCUAGAAAGAAUUUCUGUUUAUUAUGUGUCACAGAGAAUGGCAUGGAAACUUCUGAAAGAUCUCCCAAAGUCUGCCAUGAGGAAAGCUGGAAGAAGAAUGCCAACUUAUGUUUUCUUCUUCAAUGUUGGCAAAACGACUAUGAGAGGACACUUUCUAGGUGUUGCAGCAUCUUGGAUCAUCUCAGUUGGCAUUGAUAUCUACCGAACUUUUAAAGGAAUGAUAAACUCUAAAGAAGAGGUUGAUGAAAUCGAUACACCACAAAAGCUUAAACUUCUUGGGAAUAAGGUUUGGGGCACUACUAUCAGGUGUGGUGCAUCACUGAUUUUUGCUUCAAUUGGGGCGGGUAUUGGUGCCACUCUUUUUCGCCCUUCAACUGGCCAGUGGGUUGGUUGUGUUCUGGGAGAUGUGGCAGGGCCUAUUAUUGUCUCAUAUUGCCUUGAGAGAUCUUUCCAUAUAGAACUUUAGGCACUGGGAAUAGUUUAUCUGACAUUUAUUCUUUGCACUUGCUUCAAUUUUGACUGCUGUACAAUAGGAAAUUUCUAAAUUUGUGAUAGUGUUCUUAAUUAAUUGGAGUUUUGCCUUUUCUUGAAUCAUGUUAGUGCUUUUGUUUACGAUGAAAUUUUGAAUAAAUUGGGCUUCUUUAUGAUCA